Messenger RNA from Geodia barretti, 384 nucleotides. Lineage: Eukaryota; Metazoa; Porifera; Demospongiae; Tetractinellida; Geodiidae. The record is from the annotation of a GenBank genome assembly.
AUGUGGGCGACCCUGUGGGUUGACCAGCCCGGCGACGAUGGCGAAUACCCCAUGCUCAUGCGCACCCAGACCUCGCCGAUGCAGAUUCGCACUAUGCAGGAGCGCAAGCCGCCCAUCCGCGUCAUCGUUCCCGGCAAGUGCUACCGCUACGAAGCCACCGACGCCACCCACGAGUGGCACUUCUAUCAGGUCGAGGGCUUGGCGGUGGACAGGGGGCAUCACAUUCGCCGAUCUCAAGGGGACCCUGCGUCGGCCUGGAUCCCGCAAAUCUACACCGGCUUCGCCUUCGGCAUGGGCCCCGAGCGCAUCGCAAUGCUCAAGUACGGCAUAGAAGACAUCCGCCUCUUCUACUCCAACGACCUGCGCUUCCUAAGCCAAUUCUAG